AUAUCUCAGUAUUAGCCAAUCUGUAGAUCAACCUUUGUACUAUAGGCCCUAUAACAAGUUAUGCAAGUUAGGAACCUGUCGACUGCUGACUAUACCUUUGAACGAUCGAAGCAUCCUCAAUUGACCAUACCCCCUGAUAGAGUACAAACUACAACCGAACCCGCUGUCAUCCAUUUUGGAAACCAGAUACAGAUACGGUGACAAAGACAGAUACAGAACCAACUACAGAUGCUCGCUGGCUGCUGGGAAGAGUGGCUUCAGUUGCGUGCCUCCAUUCCCCCAGAGCAAACCGUUCCCGCCGGAAGAAAGUAAGACAAGCAAGAAAUGCGCAGUGGGUUAACGCUUUGUCCACUGCUGGUGGUGCUUCUAGUGGGCCACCAAGUGGCUCCAGUGGCGCCGGCCAACCUACUGACCAGCUACCUGCCCGCCUCCAUGCAGGCCUUGGCAUACUACAUAGACCUGCUCCAGUAUGAGCCACUCUCCAGCACGACAGUGGAACCGCCCUUCAGUGCGGAUGACGCAGUGGACUCCACAACGGCUAGUGCGCGGCCAUCCACACCAGUGCCCACGAGGAUGAGGACCACCACCACGAGGAGGCCUGGUGGAACAGGAGCGUUGGGUUCAGUCUGGUGGCAACCGCCAAGCUGGUGGGAAACGAGUUCGCCGCCGCCUGUCACUACGAAAUCCACAACAGCUAGUGCUCGGCCAUCCACACCGUUGCCCACGAGGAUGAGCACCACCACCACCACGAGGAGGCCUGGUGGAACAGGAGCAUUGGGUUCAGUCUGGUGGCAAGCUCCAAGCUGGUGGGAAUCGAGUUCGCAGCCGCCUCUCAGUACGGAAUCCACAACAGCUAGUGCGCCACCAUCCACACCAGUGCCCACGAGGAUGAGCACCACCACUACCACGAGAAGGCCCAAUGGAACAGGAGCUAUGGGUUCAGGCUGGCAACCGCCAAGCUGGUGGCUGCCUCCACAGAGAACUUCCAGCACCGAGAGGCCCUCAUCGCCACCCACUUUGCCUCAUCGCCCUGGAAUUUUUGCACCAGCUUCCCUUCCGAGGAGGGAGCUUGAAGGCUACACUCUCUUUGAAGAAAUCGGAGACGAUGCGGACUUUGACAAGCUGCCUUUGUCUUUGAUCCGUGAUAUACAAAGCGAACGGCACGACUUUACCAAUGAUGUGGAAUCGCUGGAUAACUUUUUGCGCCUGUACGACGAUAACUACGGAAGGGCCGCCUUUGACGUUGAGUCCGCCAUGGAUCGGUGGAGCACCGCCUCGAUAGCGGGCAAAAAGAGGGUUCCGCCCACCAAGCCCUACGUGGAUUUCCUUUUGGUAUACGAUCUCCUGAAGCGCGAUGCCAAGGCGGCAAAUCUCAGCAAGUACGAGGGAUACUCCGAGGAUCUGUUGGAGCAGCUGCACGAGUUGUCCCAGGCUUCUUCGGCCAGGCAACUGCACACUCUCUUCCAAAGGAUGCUGGAUCGGGGCGAUGUCCAGCGCAGUGACGUGGUGUCCCGCGUCCAGGGUAUCGUCAAAGAUCUGGGGAAUCCCAAAAGCGCCACCUCCAAGGCUUUGGCUUUCAUUCCCAGCAUGCAGUUUCUACCUUAAGCUCUUAGAUAAGUCGCAAUAAAGUCGAGGGACCAGUUGACCCUAUCCGUGUGUACUAUGA
Drosophila suzukii is the source of this 1666-nucleotide messenger RNA. RefSeq names its product Ecdysone-inducible gene E3 (gene ImpE3). Lineage: Eukaryota; Metazoa; Arthropoda; Insecta; Diptera; Drosophilidae. The record is from RefSeq and is a predicted model, not a curated record.